CACUAAAACAAAAAGUAAAAACUGCCAGAAACCAGUGCAAAAUUGCAAAUGCCAAUCUAUAAAAUAAAAAUAAAUAAUGUAGCAAGAGAAAAUAACGAAAACGCACGAUAAUUUUUUAGUAAAAAGCGUAAUUUUCAAAAUUUAAAUUAAACAGUAAAACGAUUCUUUAUUAUUGGCGUUUAAUAUAGUGGAAACUUCAUGAACUUCUCUUAGACAUAAUCUACCUCUAAUAAAAUUUAUUUUAGUUAUCAGAACCAAUUUCAGGUUUAAUUCUUAGUUACAAUGAUUCAUGAUGCUUUACUUGUUCUCUGGGACUGCUCACAUGAUACAGAAGAAACAAAAAAUGUGAAUUUUGAAAAUUACGUUGAAAAGGGGGACUCCGUUAUAUACCAAAGAAUAUGUGAUGUUGCAAAGAGUCAUCAUAAAAUUCAGAACUUUGUAGCAGAAACAGGAUUUCAUGCUAGGAAGACUCACAGUGUUACAAUACACAAGAACUCUGGCUUAUAUUUGCAAGCUUUGAGUGAAGGCAUUACGGAGGUUCUUCAGUCUUAUAAGAAAACACUCCUAGAAGUAGAGAGCUUGGUCAUAGGCAACCAUAACUACACUCUCUCGUUUGUGUACAGUUAUGUCGAAAAGUAUAGAGGUCUAUUCGACACUUUGAACAAAAUAAUUUCUACAAUCAAGGAGCGAAGACUUGCUGGCUGUCAAAUCUUGAGUUUAACACACCAAUAUAUACUAAACGGGAAUGAGAUGGUGCAUGGAGCUGUGGUUAAAAUAUUCACCAAUAUUAACAAGGUGUUCAUAAAUCAGCUAUGCACUUGGUUAUUAUAUGGAGAGCUAAGGGACCCAUAUCAGGAGUUCUUUAUCUGCCGCAACCACGAAGGGGACUCCGAUACAUUCCUGUCGUCGCCUUCAACUAAUACAUGUGAUAAGUCACUUGUUUCUACACUACAAGACACAACUCUUGAUUGUGGCUACAUGUUGAACGCCAACAUGAUUCCUUACUUCGUGCCUUUAUCCCUGGCCCAGGAAAUACUGUUCAUUGGUAAAACUGUCAUUUUGUUCGGGUUCGACCCUCGGAAGGUGAAGAGGCACAGUUUUCUGAAUAAUAGAACCAUGUUGCCUUUGCAGAAGUGUGGUGCCGAUACUAGGAGAUUCACUAUUUGGGAAGAGAAGGAGGCGGAGUUUCACGAGAAACUGCAAAAGCUGAAGGACCUUGAGGGAUUUGAGUUUUGUAACUUUAGGGGAGUCAUCAGAGAUAUUAAGGAGUGUGUCACUAAGCAUUUAUGGACAGUGGCAGUGGAAGAGGCACAAUUACUACAAGAAUUAAAACUGAUGAAGGAUUUCUACUUGCUUGGGCGCGGUGAACUAUUCUUGGAAUUACUUAGACUGACCGCACAUAUUCUCGAUAAACCUACUAACAGAACUUCAACAAGAGAUAUGAACCACGCGUUCCAGUUAGCAGCCAGGGCGGUACUUCUCAGUAACAGCGCUGACAUUGAGAAAUUCAGCUUUGAACUGCCGUACGUGAAACCCAAUCUGUCAAAUAACUCUUCAUUCGAAGAUGAUAGCAGCACAGUGGCCGACGGUUGGUCCACCAUAAUACUGAAGUACGAGUUCAAAUGGCCUCUACACUUGUUGUUCACCCCGGAAGUGCUCGCGCGGUACAACGACAUGUUCAGGUUGCUGUUGCGAAUCAAACAGACGCAGCACGACUUGCAUAUGCUGUGGAAGACGUAUAAACUGUCUUCAAGUUUCUCAAUGUGCCAACUCCACAACAAACUCAUGUUCUUAAUGGACAACCUCCAGCAUUACUUACAAGCGGACGUCCUAGAAACAAACUUCGCACGUCUCAUGGAAGCUGUACAAAAGACCAACGAUUUUGAGAAGCUGAAGAAGGCGCACGCUAACUUCUUGGCUGAUGUGUUGAGUCAGUCGUUUUUGACUGUUACUCCGUCAUCAGACAGCGACUGUUCAGGCGACGCCACAGACUACAUCAACAACCCGGUGUUCUGCAACAUCAUGGAGCUCCUCAAACUGUGCCACUCGUUCUGCAGCAUCACGGACUUCGAGGCUGACAGAGAUGCUGAGGAAUACCACCUAAGAGGUUAUUCGGAUAGGUUCAACAAACUAGUAAAGCAACUGAUGCAGCUGUUGGUGUCUCUGCGCGACCGUCCGUGCGGCGUGUUCCUCGCGCGGCUGUUGAUGAGACUCGACUACAACCGCUGGCUGAGCGGAGAGGCCAUGCUCACUCAGUCUGUCACCAAUAUGCUGAGAUGCUAGUGGAGCGAACUAAUAGUGUAUUAAAGUUGUGCUAAGUGAAAGUGAUGUGGUGUCAAAAGAAAAAUCAAGUGAAUAUUGUUUUACACCGGCAAUAAGAUGCAGAUGUUGAAAUUAUGGUUUCCAUCUAGCACAUGUUCCUCGCGAGGUUGUUGACGACACUCCACUACAACCGCUCGCUGAGCGUCAAGGCUAGGCUUAUUCAGUCUGUCCGGAAGUUGCUGAGGUGCAAGCGAUAAUAAGUGACCAAUGUGGAGAAAGAAUCUAUUGAAGAUGCACAGAAUUGCCAAUUGAUAUGACUACUACAAAAACUGCUCAGGUGUCAAAAGAAUAAUCUAGUGAAAACAAAGACAGCAGAUUUUAACUCCCAUUUGUAAGGCAUUCACAAUGUUAAAUGAAACUAUGAAUAUAUUGAUGAUGUUCCAAGUGAAACUGGUUUGACUCUG
Messenger RNA from Amyelois transitella, 2726 nucleotides. RefSeq names its product gamma-tubulin complex component 4 (gene Grip75). Gene Ontology annotation, cellular component: gamma-tubulin complex; equatorial microtubule organizing center; centrosome. Gene Ontology annotation, molecular function: microtubule minus-end binding; gamma-tubulin binding. Lineage: Eukaryota; Metazoa; Arthropoda; Insecta; Lepidoptera; Pyralidae. Bases 283 to 2283 code for a protein of 666 amino acids. The record is from RefSeq and is a predicted model, not a curated record. Gene Ontology annotation, biological process: spindle assembly; meiotic cell cycle; microtubule nucleation. The transcript is spliced from 13 exons.